UUUGACAGCUCCAAAUCAGCUGCAAUCUCCAAAAAAGCAAGGUCGAAAUAAUUGGAGAUAAAUGCAAAAUUAAUCACUCAUAUACGAGAAAAUGAUAUAUUAUCAGUAGUAUAAAGAUAAAUAAACAUACCAAACGACUUAUCGGCAUCGCAAAACUUACUGUUCAAGAACAAGAAGAAUUCAAUUUAGUUCAUUCAUUGACUUGGUAUCGUGUGCACGUAACCCGAUUCUCGUGUGUGAUAAGAAAUUUAUUAUUUAUUUACAAUCGAUAUAAGGAUAAGUGUGUAAUAUGUCAGUGCUAAAUAACUUUACAGUGUCAAUAGCAAAGGGGAUAAGGCGCCUCCGUCAGAACAAGGAGCUAUGCGACCGGAUGUCCGGCCGACGGCAGCACGGCGGCAGCGAGCCUCGGCUGAAGCUGGACAAGUGCCUCAUAGUCUCCAAGGUCACCAGAUACGAAUACGAAAAACACAGCCACGACAACAUCCCGGAUGCAGAACUGGAGAAGAUAUUAAGGAAGCGAGGCUCAGACUACGACUCCAUGAUCUCCAACCACAGAGAGCAGAAGUCCUUUGAAGAAGGCGUCGCUAAGAGUCUCAAGGAAAUGGGAUUGCAAGUUGAAAUGGCUAGCAGGUUAACAUACAAUGACAAGCUGAUAAACUGGUGCGACGUGGUGCUACCGUGCGGAGGUGAUGGCACAUUUCUGCUCGCCGCGUCGAGGGUCCGAGACGCUAACAAGCCAGUGAUAGGGUUCAACAGUGCGCCGCACAAGUCCGUCGGGCGGCUUUGUCUGCCCACGUGGUGUUCUAACGAUGUCAAGGGCGCGCUGACGGCUUUGAAGGAGGGCAGGUUCCGUUGGAUGCGUCGCUCCAGAAUACGCACGACGAUCACAUGCGAACCCAAACUGCUGGACACCAUCACACCAGUUGACUUGCACACCUUACACUAUUGCAGAUAUCCCCCAGUAAGAAAUCCACUCGACAGUCCGGAGAGAGUGACAAAUCCUGGCAGCUUCAAUACGGACGACACUAACUCCGAUAUGGCGACUAAAGUUUUACCGUUUUUGGCUUUAAAUGAGGUAUUCAUAGGCGAGAGUGUAACAUCCCGCGUGUCUCUGCUGCGGCUGCAGAUCGACAACGGCAAGUGGACACACACAAAGAGCUCCGGCCUGUGUGUGACCACCGGCACUGGCAGCACUUCAUGGCAUUACAGUAUUAACUGUCUCCGAACACACUCAGUCCUGGAGCUGAUGAAGAUCCUGGGGGAAGACUACAACAUGAAGAUGGACACCACGCUUGAGAAGGCGAGGGAAGUGGCCGAGCGAUACAACCAGAAGCUGAUGUUCCCUGCAGAUUCGGAGUACUUGGCGUAUUCAGUGCGUGAAUACAUAACGUUCGAGGAGUGGCCCACGCCGCGCGGACUGCGCGUGCGCGACCGCGCCGGCGCCGUCAGAGUGCGCUCGCAUUGUACGGACGCCGGUUUAGUGGUAGACGGCAGCGUGUCGUUUCCCUUCAACGACGGUACGGAGGCGUUGCUAGAGAUACACCCUGAAGACUCCUUGAUGACUGUGCAGAUGGAGGACGCUUUGCCUUAUUAAAUUGUAUAUAAAUACUGAAAUAGAAAAAUUUCGAACCCAUUUUGGGUUCUUAAUCAAGAGCCUGAUCGGUUAAAGCUCGUUUAUAUUGUGGCGUGAGGGUAUGAUGAAAAAAACUCAAAAUAGUUUAAAAUAUGCCUUAUAUUGCCUUAAAUAAAUGUUUUAAAUAAUUAUUUAACGACCUCAGUGACCUUGUCUGUUGUAUUGAAUUAUUUACAAUUGGGAUCAAGUUAGCAAUGUAUACUUUCUUAAUUAAUUGCGGCAGGAGCAUGUAUAUAUUACCGUUAAAUUGUAAAAUAUGUUACUUUAUAAUUUCACUCGUGAUAUUAUAAUCUGCCGUCAUAUUGUGAACUGAAAAUACUGAUUACAAUUUAACGUGUUAUUUUUCGGUAUGGUGACAGACUGACAGACAGACACGUUAAACUUAUAACACCUUAUACUUAUCUUAUCACACUUUUUACGUCGAGGGUUAAAAACAUCACAGCACAUUAACAAAGCCCUUACAUAAUUGGAAAUUAUGACGUUAAUUAAAAAUAUGACACAUGUUAUUUCUUAGUGUUUGAAAAAAGAACUUAAUUGCCUUAAAUUUAGAGUUGAAACUUGAAAGUUGUAUAUUCUUUAAAACUACUUAUUAUUUUCUCAGUACAACUGUGACCCAGUGAGGAAAAGAGAGUGGACCUGUAUAUAUGGACACACUUGUGCAUUUUACUGCGUACUUAUAUUUAAGUCACGUAGUAGAUCCUAUAGAUUUUUUUUUAAAUAUAAAAUUGUAUGGACUGUUGUAUUCUCAGACCAAUUAUUGUAUAGGACCUGCCUCGCUUGAUGUUACUUUUCUGUCAAAGUAAAUGAUCAACGAUCUAAUGGGAUUAUAAAAACUGUCUCUAUAGUAUCGAUGUUAAAUAGUUGUAAUCGUGUUUGUCGGUUAAAGAGCUCCGUAAAAAUACCUUUCUGUGUAAUUAAGUGGUGUGAAAAACGGACAAAAACUUCUAGUUUUGUAUAAGAUAUAUACCAAAUCUAAGCUCGGUUUCCUCAGAAAAUGACAGACAAUUUUGUUCGUGACUAUGAGUGCGAUACAGGUCCUUCUAUAAUUGGUCUGAGGUUGUAUUAUAUUGUAUGGACGUGUUUAGCAUAGACUAAGACUGAAUUUUGUAAUAUUUUUCUUUAUUUAUCCUAUUGCAAUUUUCUAUGUGAUAUAGUUUCCUUAUUUUUAAUUUUUUAAGAUAAUUAUUUUAAUUAUUUUGUACGCAACGUCAGUGUUGUUGGAAAUUAUUUAUAUUGUAUUGUUUAUUUAUGUACUUAAGUAUAGUUGUAAGCAUACGUGUGUAAAAAUAGAUUAAUUUUGGUGUAUGCGAUUUAAAGCAGCUUUGACGCAGCAAACUGACGACGUUUACCUGACGAGUGGCAUUUUUUUAUUUAAUUGAUAGGGUAAUUAAAUAAUUUUAUUAACAUAAACAUGAACUUCAAGGAUGUAUUUCAGUUAUUUUUAUUUUAACAUAAAAUGACUAAACCGAUUUCAAUAAAAAUACAAAAAAAAUAUUUUUAUAAAUUUAUUAAUAAAUGAUGAUAACAGAUGUUAAUAACAGAACAACAGAUUAAAAAUAAAGAACGAAGUCAGACGCGGCGGAAGAUUUUGUUUUAUAUUUAUGGAAGACAAUAAUUGUAAUCAAUUUUCUCAUUGGCAGUUUUUAAUGCAUAAAUCCUUUGUCGUAUUAUUUCUCGUGUUAAUUGAUUUUCGAUAUUUUUAAUCUUAAAUAUGAUACAAUAUAUCGUUUCCCGUCCACCUAACUUUCAAUUUGGCAGGCAAUAGUUCAACAAGCAGGGUUGUAACCCUGACCUUUUCCUGAAGAUGUCAAUAUUAGUCAAUAGAACUAACAUAAUAUGUUUUCACCGCACCUCGUCAGUGAGCGCUGUAUUUUACGUAUAAUCCUUAUAGUGUUUAAAUCCUUUGUUGUCACCAUUUAAUAUUGUUAAAGAAUUAUUUGGUUUCUUGUCCAGUUUGUCGACCAAUUACUAGAUCAUUAUGCUCCUAUGUUGUACACAAAUCUCUAAACAUAACGUAAAGGCCCUCUUUCACAAUUAUUGUCAAUGGAAUAAGACAAAACUAUUAGACUUGUUUCAGUUCGCGACCAGCCUCUUAGGUAUAUGAGCAUUGGAGGUGUAGAGGCGUCACCGAAGAGUAAGAUAGGCCGCAAAAGAAAUCGGAUUUUCCGAGGUUUUAGCUGUUUCUUAGGGUCUUCAAGGUGAAGCUGUUUCUACCUAACUAAAAUAGCUAUUUAUAUCUUUAACUAGCUAUUUCGGAUGCAGCUAACUUUUGGUUGUUUUAUAGAUAGCAAAAAUGUAUUAAAAAGGCCAGAUACCGUCUCCUGAACCAAACAGUGAUGCAACUGGGAGUUUUAUCGAGUUCAGAAUCUGUUAUCGCCAUUCAUGCAAUGCUUAAAUAUCGAUUUUGAAAGAAAUCGGUGCAGGAAUAAGAAAUUUAAAAACGGCGACCUUUUUUUAAUUUUACUUCAGAAUCUGUUCUCGCCAUUUAUGCAAUGCCCAAAUAUCAAUUUUGAACGAAAUCGGUGCAGAUUAGAAUUUUCAAAUUUUUUUUUUUAAUAAUAACUUACCUGCAUGUCAAACACAGACAAAUCGUUAAAUAGCCUCAUACAUGGGUACCUACAUAAAAUAUUGAAUGGUUAUUUCUGUAUUGUAUGUAUGUAUGCCAAUUUACUGUAAACUGCAAGAGCUUCGUUCCAAUAAAAAGGCAAGUCUUAAUCCAUAAGACCUGAGUCUAAACUACGACUACAAAACAUUAAGCCCUAAAAUAGGACUCGAGUCUAAAAAGGCUUGAGCUUUAUUUACGACUCGAGUCUUUUUAAAAGGCUUUCCAAUCGCCGAGCUCUAAAAAACACUGAGUCCUAAAGAUCAGGGCUAAAAGGCAAGAUGUUUAAAGGCAAGAUACCGUCUGCCUAUUUUAUAAGUCUAUAAUGGAAAGCUUCUAAAUGUCAUUCCCAGCUUAAGUCAAUUUUAAUUUAUAUUUUCUAAAUUAGUUCAGGACUAGAUGCGUACCAUAGUUUUUAAAUUUGUGUACAGCUGUAUUAGCAACAAUGUCUAGACGUUUCGAGGCGUUUAUAUUAUGUAUUUAAUGCCAUUAAAAGACAGUUUUAUUAUAA
Messenger RNA from Bicyclus anynana (squinting bush brown), 4746 nucleotides. It is a transcript of the gene Nadk2, whose product is annotated as NAD kinase 2, mitochondrial. NCBI's taxonomy places the organism in Eukaryota, Metazoa, Arthropoda, Insecta, Lepidoptera, Nymphalidae. Gene Ontology annotation, biological process: NADP+ biosynthetic process; NAD+ metabolic process. The record is from RefSeq and is a predicted model, not a curated record. Gene Ontology annotation, molecular function: NAD+ kinase activity. The transcript is spliced from 11 exons. Gene Ontology annotation, cellular component: mitochondrion. The coding region runs from base 290 to 1594 and encodes 434 amino acids.